AUGGGAGCGAAGGAUUAUCUCCAAGCAUUCAGACGGAAUAAACAGAGCGAUGUGUGCAGGUACCUGUCGAGAAUAAGAAUGUGGGAGUAUAGACAGCGUCCUGCCGUGCAUCGUGCAGAGCGCCCCACAUACCCCGACAAGGCGAGGAUGAUCGGAUACAAGAGAAAGUCCGGUAUAUACGUUUUCCGUGUGCGUAUAAAGCGUGGAGGAAGGCCAAGGAAAGCUAAUGAUGGUAAGACGGACGGAAAGCCGUCUAAAUCUGGGAUUUACCACAGGAAGCCGACGAAGAACUUGCAGGGUUUGGGCGAGAUAAGGCUGGGCCGUAAACUUGGCAAUCUGAGAAUACUGGGAUCAUAUUGGGUGUGUGAGGACAGGCAGUACAAGAUUUUUGAGGCGGUUGCGGUUGAUCCUAUGAAUAAGACGAUUAGAAACGAUGGGAAGUACAACUGGCUGUGCAAGGCCGAGAUGAAGCACAGAGAGUGCAGAGGCCUGACAUCGGCAACAAGGCGGUCAAGAGGACUGGGCAAAGGGUAUCGUUUUGCACAGACCGCUGGUGGAUCGAGAAGGGCUGCAUGGAGAAAUCGUAAUACCGUUAGUCUUAAGAGGUAUCGUUAGUUAAAUUGAUGAUAUGGGAA
Vavraia culicis subsp. floridensis is the source of this 635-nucleotide messenger RNA. RefSeq lists its product as uncharacterized. Gene Ontology annotation, molecular function: RNA binding; structural constituent of ribosome. NCBI's taxonomy places the organism in Eukaryota, Fungi, Microsporidia, Pleistophoridae. The transcript has a single exon. Gene Ontology annotation, biological process: cytoplasmic translation. The coding region runs from base 1 to 615 and encodes 204 amino acids. Gene Ontology annotation, cellular component: cytosolic large ribosomal subunit; ribosome. The record is from RefSeq and is a predicted model, not a curated record.